UUUUGACCAGACUGCAAGAAUACAGAAGAGACGACUCUUGCCCCCUCCCUCCCUCUGCCUUUAUCAACACCCAACCUCUCCUCAUUUUCUUUUCACCUCCUCUUUUCUUCUCUUUUUUCUCUUUCCUUCUGAGUUUCUUUGUUUCAGCAGCCAAGACAUGGCUGUGGAGCUCAUGAUGUCUUAUAGAAACGAAAAUUUUAUAUCUAAGAUGGAAGAAAGCGUAGUUCAAGAAGCCGCUUCAGGUCUGGAGAGUGUCAACAAACUAAUCAGAUUGCUUUCGCAGAAAAAUCAAGAAAAAGAUCAGCCAUCUUCUUCUUCUCCUCCUUCAUCAAGAUCGUCCAUGGAUAAUAUGGACAUGGAUUGCAAAGCAGUAGCAGACGUCGCCGUUUCCAAAUUUAAAAAAGUGAUUUCUCUUCUUGGUCGAACAAGAACUGGCCAUGCUCGUUUUAGACGAGCUCCUGUUUCAAAUCCUUUAAAUAAUAGUAAUACUAAUAAUUAUAACAAUCAAGUUACCCAAGAAAAUAAUCAAAUCCUUGAAAGUAAGGUUUAUUAUGCUACGCCGAUCCAGCAGAUUCCUCCUCUUCCGCCGCCUCCGCCUCCUCAAUAUUUUUCUUCGGUGGUGAUUCCAAAUGAUAAUAGUAAUAAUAAUGGAGUGAUCAGUGAGAGGAAAGAAUCGUCUACCACCAUUAAUUUUUCUUAUUCUUCGGCUGCUAACUCUUUCCUGUCGUCCUUAACCGGCGACACCACUGACAGUAAGCAGCUAUCUUCUUCAUCGGCGUUCCAGAUCGCCGGUGGGAAGCCUCCUAUCUCUUCUUCUUUGAAGAGGAAGUGCAGCUCUGAAACUUUGGGUUCCGGCAAGUGCGGUUCCUCUUCCGGUCGGUGCCAUUGCUCCAAGAAGAGAAAAUUGAGAUUAAAGAGAGUGGUGAGGGUUCCUGCUAUUAGCUUGAAAUUGGCUGAUAUUCCACCAGAUGAUUAUUCUUGGAGAAAAUAUGGACAAAAACCCAUUAAAGGAUCUCCACAUCCAAGAGGGUAUUACAAGUGCAGUAGUGUGAGGGGUUGUCCAGCACGCAAGCAUGUAGAGAGAGCAUUGGAUGAUCCAACAAUGCUUGUAGUCACAUACGAAGGACAGCACAAUCACAGUCUUUCAAUUGCAGAGACAACCAAUCUCAUCUUAGAAUCUUCAUAACAAGUACAAAACUCUAGAAAAAAAAAAAAAGUUGUGGGUUCUUUUAGUUGUAUUUGAAGGUGGAAAGUAGGUAGGGAAAAUAGUUGUAGUAAUUAAGCUAAUUAAUUAGUAGUUGAAACUUGAAACUUGGAACUCUAAACUUUAUGUUAAUCUCAAAGGAGAUUAAUUAAUUAAUGAGUGAAGUUUGGUUCAAUUUCCUUUAAUUAA
Molecule: messenger RNA, 1393 nt
Organism: Jatropha curcas
Lineage: Eukaryota; Viridiplantae; Streptophyta; Magnoliopsida; Malpighiales; Euphorbiaceae
Product: putative WRKY transcription factor 15
Biological process (GO): regulation of DNA-templated transcription
Molecular function (GO): DNA-binding transcription factor activity; sequence-specific DNA binding
Source: RefSeq, a predicted model, not a curated record